GAAUUACCUUGCUACCGGCUUCCGGGAAGAUUUUCCGUCCGUCCGGCUCUGCGGACUCAAGGAGAGAAGGAAAAACGGUUCCUCAGUGUAACCAGACCUGGGACCUUAAAAGAUUCUUAACUAUUUGUACACAGGUCCACAUCCGCCUCCCCAUGCAGAACUCCAUGAAAUGAAUAAAGCACCACAACCUAUAACGGGACUCCCCUCCGUCCCCCACCCGGCCCCCUCCCCUGGCCUGUCUCAGCCCUCAUUCCCCCCCGGGCAGCCCCCUUCUGUUGUGUUUGCAACCCCGCAGCCUCCACAAAUGAACCCAACACCACAGACCCGACAGUUUGCCCCAGGGCCCCGACCUUUGCACCAACAGGGAAGCUUCAGGUCGCUACAGCCCUACUACACCAACAGGGCCAGCUUGCCUCCUGGUAGUGGGCCGCGAGGUGUCCCUCCCAGCAAUGCCCCUCGACCCGUGACGCCCACCCAUGUGUACCAGCCAGGCCCUGGCUCGCAAAUGAUGAUGAUCCCUGGGCAACAGUUGCCCUUCCCCAGCUCGCCCCAGGGACCCGCCUACUUCAUACCGGGACAGUACCGGUCAGCUACCUACGUGGCCACACCCCAGCAAUACCCAGUCCCAGCAGGCACCCCAGGCUUUUACCCAGGCACCAGCCCAGCUGAAUAUGGUACUUAUGCAGGGGCCUACUACCCCGCCCAGCCUCAGUUCACCCCAUCGGUGCAGGCGGCACCGGUUAUUAUGAACCCUGCCCCUCAACAGCAGCAACCACCACCUCAGCCUCCGCAACACAUCCCCACCAAACGGGAACGCAAACCGAUAAGAAUAAGAGACCCUAACCAAGGAGGUCGAGACAUUACAGAGGAGAUUAUGUCAGGGGGCCGUAGUGGCUCUACCCCAACCCCACCACAGGCAGCCAUAUCUGGAUCAGAAAGCACAGCGGUGGCACAGGCUAACGGUGAGAGCGUCCCAGCUGACGAUACACCAGCACUGGUUAGACCAGAUGACAGUGGUAAACCUACGCCUCCUCCUCAGUCAAAGACACCUGACCUCUCUAAGGACUCUAUCCCCACAGAGGCUGCAUCCUCUAACACAAACACUAAGGCCCCUGCACCCCCUCUAAUAUCAGAAGCAGAGGACAUCCCUGUCAGCGCUAUAUCCACCGCUGCACCCAGUGCUCCUGUUGCGGAUGUGAUGGACACUCCACCACCUCCACGGGAGCCCACUCCAACACCUCAAUCAGCACCUGAAGUGCCAGCCUACCCAGCACCCCUUCCUGACCCUGUCCCUGUCCCUGGCUGUACUGCACAGGACAAAACAGAGGAGGAAGAGGUGGAGACCGAGGCAGCUGCCUCCUUGGACACACAUCUUAACCCUCUCUCCAACACCAACGGUGUUGCAAUGGCCGAGCCAGAACAGUCUCCUGUCUCCAGUGACCUGGAAGCUCCUCUGGAGUCUCCCAUUGCACAGCCCGAGGAGCUCCGUCUUCCGAAUGGCCUGCCACUGCCAGCCCCUCAAGACCCCGAGGCCCCUGCCAUCAGUGCAGCCGAGCGUGACGACAGCCCCAUCGCUGAGCCUGACAUCAGCCAACAUCCUGUCAUAGAGAUCACUACAGCCAUCAUUCAGGCAGCGCCUACACCUAUUGUCCAAGCCACACCGUCACCUGUUGACCAGCCUGCACCCACCUCUGCCCCUCUACCUGCCCCUGUACCUGCCCCUGAAACUGCCCCUGCACCUGCCUCUGUACCUGCCCCUGCACCCGCCUCUGUACCUGCCCCAGCACCCGCCUCUGUACUCGCCCCUAUAUCCAACCCUGUACCUGACCCUGUACCUGACCCUGUACCCGACCCUGUACCCGACCCUGUACCUGCACCUGUACCUGCACUUGCACCUGCUGUCCAGGAGAUUCCCGCUGAACCAGUCGCCCAGGCAGCACCUGCCCCCGCUGAGGUAGAAGACUCGCUUCCUCCCGUCGUCCUGGAUGUAAAGGACGAUUCCCCAGUGCCCCAGUCCACCGCCAAGGAAGAGAUGCCAUCUCCUGCAGAGGCAGUUGAUGACAGCACACCAGAAACAGUGGCCACUCCUCCCCCUCAAACUGCAGAGGAGAGGGAGGACACCCCUCCUCCCCAGACAGUCACCCCUGCCCUUGUAGAAACUACUAUGCAAGCUGCUGUGUCUGUGCCCAAAAAAAAGAGGAAGAUGAAGGAUUUGAACAAAAAAGAGGCAGUGGGAGACUUGCUUGAUGCCUUUAAAGAGGAGCAGGUCGUGACCCCACCAGAGCCCGAGCCCGUCCCCGCACCAGAGCCUCAGCCCCCUGCUGCUGCCCCUCCUGCCCCAGAGGAGGCGGACCUGACCUGGGAGGACAAAGAGGACAAGGAGGACAAGCUGGACAAGCUGGAUGCUGAGAACAUUCAGCCAGACGAUCCAAACUCUACUGACAAGAAGUACCAGUACAAAGAGGAACAAUGGAUGCCAAUUAACCCUGAAGAGAAGAAGAAAUAUGACAGGGGGUUCCUUCUGGGCUUCCAGUUCAGCUCAGCCAGCAUGAACAAGCCGGAGGGUCUCCCAGCCAUCAGUGACGUCGUCCUAGACAAGGCAAAUAAGGCCCCUCUGCGUCAACUUGACCCCAGCCGUCUGCCAGGAAUGAACUGUGGUCCUGACUUUACACCCUCCUUCGCCAAUCUUGGCAAACCUGGCAUGGGAGGAGGAAGCAGCAGAGGACCACCUCCAGGUAUGGGAAUGGGAGUUGGUGGUCCACGCCGCUCUCAACAAAUGCAGAGGAAAGAGCCGAGGAAGAUCAUCACCAGCAUGUCGCUGCAUGACGACGUGCAGCUGAACAAGGCAGAGAAGGCCUGGAAACCCUCAGGGAAGAAAGCUGUUCGCAGUCGCGAAGUAGAAGAGCCAGAGGAGAGCGACUCAGAGCAGAGCAAGACCAAGGAGCUGUUCAAACGGGUUCGCAGCAUCCUCAACAAACUGACCCCUCAAAAGUUUCAACAACUAAUGAAACAGGUGACUGAUCUGACCAUUGACACAGAGGAGCGGUUAAAAGGAGUCAUUGAUCUCACUUUCGAAAAGGCCAUCUCCGAGCCAGACUUUUCGGUGGCCUAUGCCAACAUGUGCCGCUGCCUUAUGGGGCUCAAAGUCCAAACCCCAGAUAAGCCGGGAAUGAAUUUCCGCAAGCUGCUGCUAAAUCGAUGCCAAAAGGAGUUUGAAAAGGACAAAGAUGACGAUGAAAUCUUUGAGAAGAAACAGAAGGAGCUGGAGGCUGCUUCAGGGGGGGAGGAGAAGCAGCGGCUCGUCGAGGAGCUACAAGAGGCUAAAAACCAGGCCAGGAGGCGCUCUAUGGGUAACAUCAAGUUCAUUGGUGAGCUGUUCAAGCUUAAAAUGCUCACUGAGGUCAUCAUGCACGACUGCAUCGUAAAGCUGCUCAAAAACCACGACGAGGAAUCCCUGGAGUGCCUGUGUAGACUGUUGUCCACCAUUGGCAAGGACCUAGACUUCGAGAAGGCCAAGCCUCGUAUGGUCCAGUAUUUCAAUCAGAUGGAGAAAAUAAUAAAGGAGAGGAAGACCUCCUCUAGGAUCCGCUUCAUGUUGCAGGAUGUGCUGGACCUUCGACGGAACAAUUGGGUUCCCCGGCGAGGCGACCAGGGCCCCAAGACAAUUGACCAGAUCCACAAAGAGGCUGAACUGGAGGAGCAUAGGGAGCAGAUGAAGGUGCAGCAAGCUCUCAUCUCCAAGAAGGAGUUUGGUGGUGGUGGUGGCGGUCAAGGAGGCAGGAUGGGCGGAGGAGGCUCCGGAGGACGUGGUGGGUCUCACACCCAAGGCCGCGGCGCUCCUCCCCAGGACGAAGGCUGGAACACUGUGCCCAUCUCCAAGAACCGACCCAUUGACACCUCGCGCCUUAGCAAAAUCACAAAGACUCCUGUUCUUGACUUCAACAAUCAGUUGCUUGCCCCAGGAGGUAAAGGCACAUGGGGGAGCUGGGGUAAAGGCAGCAGCGGUGGCUCCACUGCCAAACCUGCAGAAUCUGGCCCAGAGUCAGGUAAUCGUCCAGCCACCAGCACUGUGAACAGGUUCUCAGCCCUGCAGCAGUCGCUGUCCUCCUCUGGCUCUUCACUGGACUCAGACAGACGAGUUCCUCAGAGAAACAGCUCGAGUAGAGACCGUGGUGAUCGCUUUGACCGCCAGGAUCGCGGCGGCGACCGCUUUGACCGGCGAGACGACAGACGUGACGACCGACGGGAUGACCGUGAUCGCAACCGGCUACAGGUCACCAAACGCAGCUUUAGUCGGGAGAAUGAGGAGCGGAGCCGCGAGAGAGAACAGCGCGGGUUGGCCGAUCCUGUCCGCAGAGUAGCGAGUAUGACAGAUGACAGAGACCGAGGCAGCAGAGAGAGAGCCAGGAGCAAAGAGAAUGUGAAGAGGGAGGCAGCCGCCACCCCUCCCCCUCCUCGUCCCCAGACCCCCACCAAGCCUGCCUUGACUGAGGAAGAGCUGGAAAAGAAGUCCACAGCCAUCAUCGAGGAGUACCUGCACAUCAACGACAUGAAGGAGGCACUGCAGUGCGUGCGGGAGAUGAACAGUAAUCAGCUGCUGUUUGUGUUUGUGCGAAACGGGCUGGAGUCGACGCUGGAGCGCAGCACCAUCGCAAGGGAGCGCAUGGGCCUGCUGCUGCACCAGCUUAUGAAGACCGGCAUCCUCUCAACACAAAACUACUAUAAAGGGCUUCAGGAAAUCCUGGAGGUGGCUGAGGACAUGGCAAUAGACAUCCCCCACAUCUGGCUGUACCUGGCAGAGCUGCUCACUCCCAUGCUCCUUGAAGGUGGGAUCCCAAUGGGAGUGCUUUUCAGGGAGAUUUCAAAGCCCUUGAUCCCUCUUGGAAAAGCUGGAGUCCUGCUGGUCCAGAUCCUCACUUUACUCUGCAGUGGAAUGAGCCAUAAAAAGGCCGGAACAAUGUGGAGCGAGGCAGGCCUCCGCUGGAAAGACUUCCUGCCUGAGGAUGUAGACGUCAACAAGUUUGUGACAGACGAGAAUGUGGAGUUCACGCUGGGUGACGAGUCAGAGGAAGGCAAAAAGUUGGAGCUGAGCUCUGAAGAGCUGAGCAAACAGCUGGACAGACUGUUCAAGGACAAGGCCGACGACCAGAGGAUCUUUGACUGGACUGAGGCCAACCUAGACGAGCAGCAGACCUCCUCCAACAUGUUCGUCAGAGCUCUGAUGACCUGCGUCUGCCAGUCAGCAGUCGUCUGUGAAAACCCCUACAAGGUGGACAGUGAGCAGAUCAAACAGAGAGCCAAACUGCUGCAGAAAUACCUGACAGACGAGCAGAAGGAGCUGCAGGCUCUCUACGCCCUGCAGGCCCUCAUGGUAGAGAUGGAGCAACCUGCCAAUCUGCUGCGGAUGUUCUUUGACACACUUUACGACGAGGAUGUAAUCAAAGAGGAGGCCUUCUACAAGUGGGAGUCAAGCAAAGACCCCGCCGAGCAGCAGGGCAAAGGCGUGGCCCUCAAGUCCGUCACUGCCUUCUUCACUUGGCUCCGCGAGGCCGAGGACGAGUCCGACAACAGUUAGGCCCCCCCGGCCGCUGGAAGAGCCGCUGGGAGAGGAUCCUUGAAGAGAGUGAAUGUUCUGUGGGGGAUUCAGAAGAAUCUGAAUCAGCAAAAUCCUUCUGCAUAAACAGAAAAAAAGCCAGAAAAAAAAUCUUCACCUGGGAGAGAUUGUAUUAUGGAUCGAACGUUCGAUCAUCUUAUUUUUUUCGUUAAUAUUUUUUUGUUUUGGGUUUUUUUUUUUUUUUUUGCGCUACAGAAUGUCUUUUUUUUUUUUUUUUUUAAAUAAACGCGAACACAGGAUUUAUUAGCGAGAGUAGAAAUAAGAGAGUGAGAGAGAAUGCUGAGAAGUGACACGCUGUGAGAGAUGAGGCUGUUUUUUCAGUAUUUUUUUUUUGAGGUUAGUCUGUUUUCAAAUGGCUUCUCACCACGGCGACACUAUUCAAGACACUUUGCUUUAUGACAGAUAUAAAGAAAAAAAACUUUAAGAGGCUGUUCACAUCUAUAUUUUUGAUGACUUCAUUCUUUAUCAUGGAGACAUGACUCAGCGACUUUGUCAUGUCACGUGUUUGAUGUUUGAUCUACAUGAUGCAUUUAUGUAGACGGUUAGUUUAUUGUGUCCAGUGUUGGACGAUUGGAGUGAGUGUUUUUUAAGAAAAUACAAAACUACAAAGAGAAGAGGCGAGGACUGUCUGAUGGACACGUCAGACCGGAGCGGUUGUGGACUGUACGGACUUCAGACUUUAAUGAGGGUGGUGUCACUGAGGAGAGGGCCAAUGACCAUUGACCAUUAUGCUGCUGGGGGGCGGUGAUGCUUCCCUGAUGCUCCUCAACCCCACCCCAAAGACCCCUACGGACCCUCCCCUCCGUGUGUCUGUUUUACUUGUUUCCUGCGCUUCAAAGAAACAAACUGUGGACUGAGAAGAGGAAGGCGAGGGCUCACGGCUGCACCCUCCGACAAAGCCUGUUGAUGGAUUUUAAAAAGAUGAAAUAUCUCUAUUAAAACUUGAAAAAAAAAUACACAGACAAAAAAAAAAUCCACUUUAAUGAAAAAAGGACUUUUAAGAAGAGUAGAGUUAAACAGUACGGAUCCUUACGAAGGCCUUUUCUGCUUCCAAGAGUGAAAAAUGCAUUUCAGAGUUCUGUAAAUAUGACAGAUUGGUUUUUUUUUUGUUGUUGUUGGUUUUGUUUAGUUUUUUUUUUUUUU
Paralichthys olivaceus (Japanese flounder) is the source of this 6757-nucleotide messenger RNA. Its product is annotated as eukaryotic translation initiation factor 4 gamma 1-like. The record is from RefSeq and is a predicted model, not a curated record. NCBI's taxonomy places the organism in Eukaryota, Metazoa, Chordata, Actinopteri, Pleuronectiformes, Paralichthyidae. Gene Ontology annotation, molecular function: translation initiation factor activity; mRNA binding; protein binding. Gene Ontology annotation, cellular component: eukaryotic translation initiation factor 4F complex.